AUGGAUUUUCGUGAAAAAAGUGAAAUUCGUUCUAUGCAAAAAAUAAAAAAAAAUCAACCACAAGCAGUGAUCGAAACCGAUUUAUAUUCUCAGUACAAGAACCAGAACCGAAACAACAUUGAUUAUAAUUUUAUAACAGUAAUUAUGAUUAAGUCGGCUUUGCUGAUAAGAAAUUCUGCCAGAAACAAAUUUUUAAGCAGCCUUAUUGAGGAAAUUUAA
Clunio marinus is the source of this 219-nucleotide messenger RNA. The record is from the annotation of a GenBank genome assembly. NCBI's taxonomy places the organism in Eukaryota, Metazoa, Arthropoda, Insecta, Diptera, Chironomidae.